Molecule: messenger RNA, 942 nt
Organism: Lachancea dasiensis
Lineage: Eukaryota; Fungi; Ascomycota; Saccharomycetes; Saccharomycetales; Saccharomycetaceae
Source: the annotation of a GenBank genome assembly
AUGGGUUUUUUUGGUAGGGUACUCUACUACUGUAGAUCAGUCCUGGGCGUGACGCUACUGAGCACCUGCGCAAUAUAUGGUGUGCUGGCAUCGAUUGUUUUGACGUGUGUAGGAAAAAGGCACUUGGCACAGUGGACCACGGCCAGGUCGUUCUACUACGUGAUGGGCACGCUACUAGGCAUCGAUGUCCAAGUCAUCAACCCGGAAAAUCUCGAGAAACUCCCUGCAAUCUUCGUGUCGAACCACCAGUCGGCUCUGGACAUCUUGAUGCUUGGUAGAACUUUUCCGCAAGGGUGCACUGUUACAGCUAAAAGCUCCUUGAAAUGGGUGCCUUUCUUGGGCUGGUUCAUGAGUUUGAGCGGAACUUUGUUCUUGGAUCGUGCAGACCGGAAAAAAAGCGUGGAGACUCUCAACAGGGCGCUGGCCAACAUGAAGACCGAGAAGCGUGCUAUUUGGAUUUUCCCAGAGGGAACUCGUUCCCAUGCUACGAAGCCUUGUCUUCUGCCCUUUAAAAAGGGUGCGUUCCAUUUGGCCCAGCAAGGGAAAAUUCCAAUUGUGCCAGUCAUCGUGUCGAAUACAAGCACCAUUGUGAACUCCAAGUUCAAAGUUUUCAAUCGCGGUGUAAUCAUGGUUAAGGUGCUAGACCCUAUUUCCACUGCAGACUUGAAGAAGGAGGAUGUGACGGCUUUUAGCCAAAGAGUCCACGAGAUCAUGGAGCUUGAAGUGGAGAAAUUGGGUUAUUCCGAGGUAAUCGUUGAUACCGACUUACCACCAGAAGCCAAGCCUCCCAUGGAAACCUCAUUCACAGACGAAUCUGCUGAUUCUACCGCUGAUCAUGAAGCGUCUUCUAAGGACAGCAUGGACGAAGCGGUCGAAGUGAUCGAGGAGCAACAGGAAAACCAAGCUCCCACGGGAUUGGAAGGAGCCCCAUCCAGCACUUAG